This is a messenger RNA of Linum trigynum, 2429 nucleotides long. The record is from the annotation of a GenBank genome assembly. NCBI's taxonomy places the organism in Eukaryota, Viridiplantae, Streptophyta, Magnoliopsida, Malpighiales, Linaceae.
CCAUUGGGCAUACAUAACACAUAGAAGCAAGAUGGCGGUGGAGAUCGACGAGUCAUUCAAGAAACCGGGCGCCGUCCCGUUCAAAUGGGAGAUCCGGCCCGGCGUCCCAAAGCUCCAACACCACCACCACCAAAACAAACAGCAUCCUCCAUUGCCCAAAAAGCUCUCCCCUCCAGCCCUCUCUCCACCAUCAUCACAACCUUCCUUCAUAAUCACCUCCCGCUCCGCCCACUCUUCCCCAAGAAUCAGCCGCUCCUCGUCCAUCUUCCUCACCCCGCCUCCAAACCUCGGAUCGGGCCGCUCCUUCCGAUCCGCUCCCCGGGCCCAAUCCGAGCGAUGGGGAACGGCCCAUCAUCAUCAUCAUCAUCGGCCUGCUAGUAAUCGGGUUCGGGCCGGGCAGCAGCCCGAGCUCGUCGCCCCUUCAGCCGGGUGCUUCUUCAAUCUGCCCAAGCUGUUGUUGCUGAGGAGAAGGCGGGGGAAGAAAAGCAGCAAGAGUAAGAGGAUGAGUACUGUCCCUGUGGCGGAGGAGGAGAGCUGUUAUGAUUCGGGUUCCGACCUGGAGUCGUUCUCUCGGUGGUCGGUGUCGAGCCGGCGGUCUCUUUCGCCGUUUAUGGACUCGCCGGCGUCGCCAUAUUCCUACGCGUCGUCGUAUGAUCAGUUUUCGCCGCGGCCUCUGGGAGAUGCACAGUGGGCCGGAUUUGGGCUGUUUUGAUGGGCCUUUGCGAAUGAGAGAGAUUCGGGCCCACUUUUUCGGAACUGCAGCCAAACGACGUCGUCCUGGUUUUGCCAACAGCAAGCCAACGAGGCUAGUGAUGUGCCUAAAAAAAUAUAUGUAUUUUCUCACUUCCACAUGUGUUGUCCGCUUGAUAGUAGUUAAUUUUGGGGCGUGUUCUAUUGAGUAACGGCUACGGAUGGCUAGAGACGACCUGUGGAAAGUGAACAAAAUAGAGUUGCAAGCUAUAUAUAAAAUGUCCUUUUUGUUUCAGUAUGCUAAGAUCCAACAAUGGAGUUUGGGAGGUUAAUGGAAGUUGUAGCUGGGAUGAAUAUGGGUUCUUCGAAUACUUACUCUAGGCGAUUUUCCUUUAAACAUAAAAAGAAAAAAAAAAUUACGAGUAGUACAUUGCAGGUUCACACCAAGUAAGUUCAAUUACAAAUUUCGAAAGAUGUGACAGUUUCUCUAAAUAAGGACGAGACAUAAAUCUCGUUCCAUCAAAUCUCAUAUGUUUAGAAUGUGAUUGUACAGAUAAUUAUUCGUGUUAGUUGGAGGAGAGAAGGCUUUCUCAUAUAAGGUGUAGUAGUAGUCGUUUAGAAAUACCGUGAACCAUGUGAGGCCUAGCCCGAACUCGUUGCCCUAACAGGGUGCUUCUUCAAUAUGCUUACUUAUAAGACCUUCUCGAAUAAGGUUAUAGUAGUUCUUUUAAAAUAAAAUAAAAAAAACCGUAAACCAUGUGAGGUCUAUUUUUAUCAGACACAAUAUUUGAACCAAAAUGUAUAUGUUUAACUUAAAAACGUAUAAAAUGCCACUUCUUUCUUGGUAUGAUAAUUAUAAUUCUUCGAGAUUUCUAAAUUAUUGUUCGAUCUAUACCACUCAAUUUAGAAAUCACAAACGGAUGAGUUCAUCUCCAAAUAUUUUCCCCAAAGUGACAACUUAUUUUAUAAUCGUUUUUGGCAUAUUUUUUUACAUUUGUCGAGCAAAUGUAAUGAUGUUUGACUGUUAAUUGAUCAGGGGUAUUAUUAUAUAUCAACACUUGUUUCCCGCAAAACACCGCUGUUAGUGGCGUUAUUAGUGCCAAUUCAAUUAGUUAUAUUCAUCUCUGCAGCGGAAUGAUUAUGGGAAGUCAACUUUAAUGGCUCGCGGCAGCUUGCGGAAAAAAAGAAAAAAAAAACCCAACGAUCCCCUCUAGAUUAACAAGAUAACGUAAAUUAUCUACCGUAGACUAAUCUGGUACGGUUAUUCGAUCUCCACCACAAACCUAACUAACUAUACCGUUGAAACAUGAUACCGUACAAGUAGCUCAAAAGUCAAAUCUAUCUGUCUUCAUUUUCUUCGUUUUGGUGGCAAGAAGUUGACUUUUUCAUUGAUGUUUGUCGAGAACCACUUGCUUCAAUAACUCGAGUUGUUGGGAAAAAGUUCAAUCAUGAAUCAUAUACCAUUUACUAAUAUAUUCUCUCAAACGAAAAUCACAUAUGUAGGACUUGAAGUUUCCACAACUUCAUACACAAUGUGCUUAAUAAAACGAAUGAGGGUCAUCGGGAAUCCAACCGAAGACUUUUCGGUCACAAAAGGAUCUGGUACCAUCUCAAGGACCACAUGAUCCCAAUAACUCGAGUUGUUGGGAGAUGUUCAAUCAUGAAUCAUAUACCGUUUACCAACAAUGUUUUGUCUAUUUGCAACUUUAUUAUAGCUAAAAUAUAAUGUAAUAAAAGUA